Molecule: messenger RNA, 4413 nt
Organism: Grosmannia clavigera kw1407
Lineage: Eukaryota; Fungi; Ascomycota; Sordariomycetes; Ophiostomatales; Ophiostomataceae
Product: antiviral protein
Exons: 2
Coding region: 1-4413 (1470 amino acids)
Cellular component (GO): Ski complex
Molecular function (GO): protein binding
Source: RefSeq, a predicted model, not a curated record
AUGGCCGGAGCAAAAAAGCCCGGUAGCAGCCAGCAAGGUGCAAAAGCGCAGCUGAAGGCGAUUGGAGAAGCUCUUCGCCAGCAAAAGUACGAUGAGGCGAUUCAGCAGGCUAGAGACGUGCUCGAGGCAGACUCUAAGAACUACCAGGCAUUAAUUUUCCUGGGAUUCGCUCUGGAUAAGACGGGCAAGCUGGACGAUGCUGUACCCGUUUACGAAGACGCAGCCAGCGUGAAACCUGCCGACCCACAGGCAUGGCAAGGUCUCAUCAAGGUGUUCGAGAAGCAGGGGUCACGAGCGAUUCCCAAGUACAAGCUCGCAGCCAUCAAGCUGGCGGAGAUAUACAGUGAUGCCGAGGACAUGUACAAGUGCCAGGUCGUAGUGGACACGUUUGUGGACUUUUCCCGAGCCAACGCAAGCGGAAAGCAGCUUGUCGACGCCCUGGGCAUCUUGCUUCCCGACUCGCCGGUGUAUCCGAUUUUAAGAGGUCGCAUCCAGCCUCCAGCAACAACGUACACGGCGACUGCAAAGGUGCUGGAAGCGGAUGAGGCUAUGCGAAUCAACACUCUGAUCGGCGAGCGGAGAACACGGCUAGGCGCUCGGCUGGUCGAAGUCACUGCAGAAGUGAAGCGGGACACGUUUGCAGACAGCCAGCUGACGGACAUCUACGGCGAGCUGAUCAACUGGACCAAUGACGACGAGCUGCGACGGUCGUAUGAGGAGAAGUUGUUGUCGUAUCGUGUCGAGCGACUCGCAGUGUUUGUUGGCGACAAGAAGGAGCAAGAGCUGGAGGAGGUGCGCAAGUUGGCUAAGGGCAUGGUCAUCAUCAAGCAUCCUUUUCAGCUGGCGUGGGAAAUCACGAUUGACUGGUGUGACUUUGCCGAUGUCAGCGACUGGGAUGUGGCCCUGCUGUGGGAAUUUUACACUCUCUUCCCGACAUCUGGCUUGGGCAAGGCAUUGGGUGGGUUUUUGACAAGCGAGCUGUCCCCGUUUUCCCAGAAAGCGCCUCCGGAGGAGGACGCUGGGCCUCAGGCGGAUAGCGAGGGUGGAAAAGAAAGCGAAGGUGCAGCGGCUAAGGGAGGUGGCGAGAAGGCCGAGGGUGACGCUAUACCAACAGUGCAUGAUACGCUUCCGAAGACGGACGAAGACCGUCUGGCAUUUCUGCUCGAUGGGAUAAAACAGGCAAAGUCCCUGCUUGCCUACCGGAUGGCAGGCAUCUGGUACCAGCACUCGGAGGACUUCCUGGACAACAUCGAACUGAUGCGCAAGGCGCUCAAGUUCCUCGACGUUCGGCGUGCCGACACGGGCCUCUCGCUCCAGAACACGGAAGACGCGUUUACGGUAUAUCUGGCAACGGCGUUGAUAUACUACCAAAGGCCGCGGAACCACCCCGAAUCGAAGCAGCUUUUCGAGAGGGUGUUAUCGCACAACCCAGAGGCAACCCCGGCACUCGUCGGGGUGGGACUGAUCGACGAGGAAGAGCUGGACUACGGCUCGGCGGUGUCGUUCCUGGAACGGGCACUGGAACGUGACCGGAGUGAUCUGCGGGUGCGGAGCGAGGCUGCGUGGGUGCGGUCUCUCCGGGGAGAACACGAGCACGCACGGUCGGAGCUGGAGGCAUGCAUUCCGCUGCUCGUGGAAGCGGGAGUGACGGUCAAGAAGCUGCUUGCGCUGACGCAGUACCGGCUGGGGGUUUGCAUGUGGCAUCUGGACGGGUCCAAGGCGGCGAGGAAGAGCCGCAACGGAGCGUAUAAGCAGCUGCUGAACGCGCUCAAGAAUGACCUGCACCUGGCGCCAGCAUACACGAGCCUGGGAAUUUACUAUGCAGACUACGGCAAAGACCGGAAGCGGGCGUACAAGUGUUUCAUGAAGGCGCUAGAGCUGUCGUCGGGCGAGCUGGAGGCAGGGCGACGGCUGGUGCAGACGUUUGCAGACAAGAGAGACUGGGAGAGCAUCGAGCUAGUGGCGCAGCGGGUGGUAGAGUCAGGGCAGGCGACGCCGCCUUGGGGCUCGAAGAAGAAGGCGCACAGCUGGCCGUUUGCGGCAUUGGGCACGGCACAGCUGCACAAGAAAGAGUACAACAAGGCGAUGAUGUCGUUCCGGAUGGCGACGCGACUGGACCCGAGAGAUUACCACUCGUUUGUGGCGCUGGCAGAGACAUAUCUCCGGGUGCGGAUGCACUACUCGGCAGUGCGGGCGAUCGAGCAGGCGCGGAAGAUCAAGGAGGGCGGAGGGCUGGACACUGCCUACGACGACUGGUUUACAGAUUUUCUGCUAGCUAACGUGUACCGGGGAGUGGGCGAAUACGACAAGGCGACGGAGCUGUACGAGGCGAUACUACAGCAACGGUCGGACGAGCCAGGCGUGCUGAUAGCGAUGAUGCACGCAAUGGUGGAGAGUGCGGACAGCUGCGUGAAGCGCGGGCUCUUUGGCGAGGCGACGAGCAAGGCAGGCUCAGCGUUAGAGCUGGCAGCCAAGGUAGCGACGACGCAGACGGCCUCGACGUCGGGGUUCUGGACAGCGGUAGCCAGCGCGUGUGCAGUGUUCUCGACGGUUCAAGGACGAGUGAGCGAGUUCCCGGUGGCACUGUGUCGGGAGCUGAUCGCGGGCGGAGAGCAGGGCCAGGGUCCCCUGGGCUCGGCGGCAUACAGCUUUCUGCAGGACAUUGAUGGGGUGGGAACGGGAGUGGUGGCGGCCAGCGAGAUGUUUGCGGAGAGUGAGAAGGCCGGGGUGGACCUGACACGUUGUCUGCACGCGACGAUCCUUGCGUUUAAGCGGGCGCUGCACUUUACGGAUGCCAGCGAACGGCAGAUGCUGGCGGCAGCACACUACAACGUGGGAUGGGCGGAAUACCGGGCGCACAGUUGUCUGCCGACAGCGAUCCGGAGCGGACUGAACGGCUACCUGCGAGCGGCAAUCCGGUGCUUCAAGCGGGCAAUCGAGCUAGAGGGCGGCAACCGACGAUUCUGGAACGGACUGGGGGUGGCGACGAGCGCAGUGCAUCCGCCGAUCAGCCAGCACGCGCUGGCUCGCAGCCUGUAUCUUGGACGGGGUCGGGCAGCGGUGUGGGCGAACUACGGGACGCUGGCGCUGGAGCACGGCGACGUGGAGCUGGCCAACAGGGCGUUUGCCGAGGGCCAGUCGAGCGACCCCGACAGCGCGGCCAGCUGGCUUGGCCAAGGCUUUGUGGCGCUGGCGUUUGGCGAGGCCGACGAGGCCGGCAGCCUGGCGAUGCACGCGAUGGACCUCUCGGACGCUUCAUCGCUGGCGGCUCGACAGCAAUAUGCGAUCUCGGUAUUCGACCGGCUGACGGCCAACGAGGCGUCGACAUCGUCGACAGCAGACCUGGUGCGACCUCUGAUCGGGCUGGAGCAGGUGCGACGGUUGCGGCCACAGGAGUUGCCAUACGGCCACCUGUUUGCGCUCUUCCGCGAGCGGAUCUCGGAUGCGGACGGCACAACAAAGCUGCUGGAAGGCAUCUGCGCGGCGCUGGAGGCGGAUUAUGAGGCGACUGAGUCAGCGGCGUCUCUGCGGCGGUAUGCCGUGGCCAAGGCCGACGUGGCACGAGCCUAUGUGGCGCUGGGGGCAUACGAGAAGGCAGUGGAGAGCGGGGAGAUGGCGCUGCAGCUGGUGGGGGAAGGGGGUGCUGGCGAGGUGAGCAAGCCAGAACGAGCCAAGAUUCGGCUGUCGGCACAUCUGUCGAGCGGACUGGCGCAUUUCUUCCGCUCGGCGUUUGACGAGGCGCUGGCCGAGUUUGAGGCGGUGUUGGGAGGUGACGACGACGACGACGACAAAAACCCCGACGCAGUGUGUCUGUUUGCGCAGGUGCUCUGGGCCAGCGGCACGGACGAGGGACGCCAGCGGGCACAGGACGAGCUGUUUGCGGUGAUCGAGGCGCAUCCGGACCACAUGCAGGCAGUGCUGCUGUUAGGAGCGAUGGCGAUGUUGAACGGCGACGGCGAGAGCGCAGAGGCUGUGGUGGCCGAGCUGGCCGAGAUGCAGACGCAGACACGGUCGCAGUCGCGGGCAGCCGCCGGCGAUCAGACGCAGAUGGGCAACCUGAUGCACGCGCUGGCGAGUCUGGACGGUCGACAGAAGAGCCGGCAUCAGGCACAGAGAGACAUUAUGCUGCAGCCACAUUUGCCACAUGGAUGGGGGAAUUUAGGAGAGGAGGAGGAGGAGGGGAAGGAGGAGGAGGACGACGACGACGACGACGACGAUGAUGAGCAAAACUUUGCCUGUGAUAUGGCCCUGCGGCUUACUCGCAGCCUUAUCCCACCACGCGGCAAUCUACGGCCCGAAGACCUGGCGAGAGCGUGUGUGGGCACACGGCGGACAACCGACGCGCAGGUCUCGAUUGCUGUGGCGCCGUGGCUUCAGGAUGGCUGGCAAGCAUUGGCAGAAGCGGUGGUCUAG